AUGUUGAUGAUGGUUUGUUUGGUGCAUGUUCAUAGACUAUUGCCGCGCGAUCCACCGGUCAAUUCAGUAGUGCCAAUUCAAAUUUCCCAAUCAAGCGAGAGCGGAGAUGACGAACCUUUUCAAGUCGUGAACGAAGUGACCCGUCGCAAUAAUCCAAAACAAACGGUUCAUACUCUGUUCCAUCCGUCAAACUCCACGAGAACAACUGCGUAUCCAGUUGCCAAUUGCAUUCGUCUGCCCCUCGACUAUAUCAAGGAACCACCCGGCGAGCGCAUCGAAGCUAGGACCGUGCAAUUUGCUCAGGAACUACUAUCCACUUUCUCGGACCUUGGCGAAGUUGCACUUCAACCGUCAACUGGCGGCACUUUUGUGGUCAAUUUGUAUCACGCAUAUCCAACUGGUGACGAUGAAGCUGCUCCAUUGCAAAAGCAUCUACUAUGGGACAGAAAAGCCGAAGGGGGGUUUCCUGAGACUAAAGAAUUGAAAAGGCGCGUAAGAGAUGUGAUUGAUCCAGCCCGAAAUUUGGGUCAUGUUGAUGGUCAUAAAAAGAAACCCUCGCCAUCAGCAAUUCAAACAACGCAGCCUGAUGCCACCCAACCGCCAGCACAGAUUUCCCUCCCCGCCGCUCCAGGAUUCUCAACUAUCAAUAUCUCCGCAACCUCUGAGCCUUCGACUCCUCUUCCCCUCCCUUCCCCAAUCUCACCCCUAGAAACCCACCACAGAGCAAAGAAUACACACAUCCCAACUCUCUCCUCCCAGUCGUCAACCUCUUCCACCGCUCCUGCUCCUUCCCCAAGGAAUAAUAUAAACCAAAACAAUGCCCAUCCGCAAACUUCUACGAUGGGCAUCUUGCCCGUAACCGCGAGCAUGGGCGAGCUAGUGAUUGGCGGGCCGUCAGUAGAGAAGGAGCAGUCGGAGAGGAAGUUCACGCCUAUGGAUAUUGAUGGUAGUACAGCUAUGACCUCGACCACCACCGGGACUGGCAGUGCUGAUAGGAGAAAGAGUUUCAAGGACGGCGAAGCGAUUGGAAACACCCAUGAGGAAGAGUGUGAGGAUUGUAAGGACUUGGAUUGA
Molecule: messenger RNA, 1074 nt
Organism: Glarea lozoyensis ATCC 20868
Lineage: Eukaryota; Fungi; Ascomycota; Leotiomycetes; Helotiales; Helotiaceae
Product: Thioredoxin-like protein
Exons: 4
Coding region: 1-1074 (357 amino acids)
Source: RefSeq, a predicted model, not a curated record